AUGUUAAUUGGUAAGUGUGAAAUUGAUACUGGAACAUGGAAAUGCCAAGAGCUUUCUCUUAUACGAGCCGGAGAUACACGGUGGGGUUCUCAUUACAAAACCAUUUUGAGCUUGAUUGCUUUGUUUCCGAAUGUUGUUGAAGUGCUCCGGUAUGUUGAAGAGGACGGGGAAAAUGGUUUUAGUCGCACUCAAGCAACUGCUUUGAGUCCAUGCGAUUCAUUUUCGCAAUUCAGUGUAUCAGAUUUAUUGAAGUUGAGUGAGUUGUAUCCUCAAGAUUUUAGUCAUAURGAAARGAUCGCUCUUGAGAAACAACUUAACAUGUACUAUUUGAUUGUGCGUCAAGAUGAAAUAUUUGCCAAUCUGAGUGGUAUUGCCGAACUCUCUAGACUGCUAGUGGAAACAAAAAAGCAUCAAACUUAUCCUCUAGUAUAUCGGUUAUUGAAGUUGGCUUUGGUUUUGCCAGUUGCUACUGCAACAGUCGAAAGAUGUUUUUCUGCUAUGAAGAUUGUGAAGUCAGAUUUGCGCAACAAAAUCGGUGAUGAAUUUUUGAAUGCUGCAAUGAUAUGUACUAUAGAAAAAGAAGCACUUCUCGCAGUUUCAAAUGAUGAUGUAAUUACGCAAUUUCAAAAGAUGAAGAGUCGUAGGGCACAGUUGUAA
Messenger RNA from Cynara cardunculus var. scolymus (artichoke), 657 nucleotides. RefSeq lists its product as uncharacterized. Gene Ontology annotation, molecular function: protein dimerization activity. NCBI's taxonomy places the organism in Eukaryota, Viridiplantae, Streptophyta, Magnoliopsida, Asterales, Asteraceae. The coding region runs from base 1 to 657 and encodes 218 amino acids. The transcript has 2 exons. The record is from RefSeq and is a predicted model, not a curated record.